Molecule: messenger RNA, 840 nt
Organism: Monoraphidium neglectum
Lineage: Eukaryota; Viridiplantae; Chlorophyta; Chlorophyceae; Sphaeropleales; Selenastraceae
Exons: 9
Coding region: 1-840 (279 amino acids)
Source: RefSeq, a predicted model, not a curated record
AUGCAGACUCAACUUCGAAACUAUGCGGCUGGCCGCAAUGUGCGUCCCUUUGGCCCUGCGCGCCCCGCGGCGCGCACCCUUGUGCAGCGCCGCGCUGCGGAGGUCGCCACCCCAGCGGCGGCCCCGGCCCUCUUCACAGAGCUGGACCAGGCCUGCCAGGCCUACAAGAAGUCCCCCCCUUCCCUGAAGCUGGACUUCUCCGCUGAUGUGAAGGCCUCCUUCGAGUCCCUCAAGGCCGCCGGUGCGCUGCCAAAGUGGGGUGCCGCCAACGAGGCCCUGCCCGCGCGCCGCAACGUGUUCCCUGGGGAGCUGCGGCAGGUCGGCAUAAAGAGCCCCGACAAGCUGGCGGUGCCCUCCAUCCGCAACGACGCCACGUUCCUUGCGACCACGGUUGUUGGCUUCAGCGUGCUGGCGGUCGCCCUCGGGCAGCUGCCAGGCGACUGGGGCUUCUUCGGUUCCUACCUGUCUGGCGCCAUGAUCCUGGUGGUCAUGGGCAUUGGCUCCACCGCCCCCGGCCUGCUGCAGGUGGUCAUCGACCAGUUCAGCCAGCUGUUCCCGGACUACAAGCAGCGCGUGCUGUCGCACGAGGCGGCGCACUUCCUGGUCGGCUACCUGCUGGGUGUCCCGGUGACGGGCUACAGCGUGGCCAUGACGCGGGAGCAUGUCGAGUUUGCAGAGGCCAAGCUGCAGGCGCGUAUUUUCACGAAGGACCUGUCUGAGAAGGAGGUGGACGCCCUGGCCGCAUUUUGGCUCGUAUCCCCUUGCUUCUCCGAGUUUUUUCUCUUUUGGCCCAGCCUUCAGAUUCAGGUUUCAGACCACUUGCUCAUGCCCACACACUGA